AACAUGCAUCAUCGACGAGCAGCAGGUCUAGUCGUACGUUGCGUACCUGAACCAAGUUAGAAUGACCUUAUAUUUACUUUCCAAAAUACUCCAAAUAUGACGAAAGAACUGUAAAUCUGAGCAUGAAGAUACGUAAAAUAGUGAUUCCAGAUGUAGAUCUGGUCGAUGGACACACAGUAUACUUUAUUGAAGUUUUUAUCAAAGAAUAUUCUUGGACUAUAAGGAAACGAUACCGAGAAUUCUACGAACUUCAUGAAAAGCUUGUUAAGAAACAUGGUGUUCAAGCAAAUUUAUUACCUCCAAAGAAAUACUUCGGUAACCUUGAAGCAGAUCACGUGGAGAAACGACGUCAGGCUUUGGAGGAGUAUUUAGAAGUGUUGUUAGGAAAAUUCAAUGAAAACCUACCAAAUGAAUUAAACAUCUUUCUAGAGGGCCAUAAAUAUGAUGUCUGUGGAGUAACACAUAGUUUAGCACAAGAACUCUUCAAUAAAGGAGAUGAAAUACUAUCCAAGGAAGAUCCAUAUGUCCUAACACCACUACAGUUGUACUGCAUCACCAAGAGAUUAGAACUUUGUGUCCCUACCUGUGACACACAUGUUGAUCAUGGAGAGAUAGGAAACCUUUAUGAUUUUAUCCAGAACUUGAAACACCUGAAAAUUGCUGUCUCAACAACACAGAAUGAACUCUAUAGAUUUAGUGAAAAUGUUAUCUUCAAGUGUGACUUAGCACUUUUCAAGUCUUUGGUGUCCUUAGAAAUAUCAGGCUGUGAAGUGGAGCCAUUUCAAGGGAUAUACAGGCUUCAAAAUAAGCUUCACUCACUUGUGGUACACUAUUCUAUCCAUCUUCUCAAGGAUAUUUUAGUAGAUGACGAGAUGUGGGAACAAGGAAUCCUUGAGAGUGUAGAGGUUGAUGGAACAGCGCUAUUGAGCCCAACAACUAAAUAUAGGACCUGGGGAAUGCUUACAUCUGCUGACUUCAGUAAUAAUGAACUACCUUAUAUUGAUGAUUCUGUAGCGCUUCUUCCCAAUGUAGAAAAGUUGAACCUGAGUCACAAUCAAAUUGAAAACAUAGAACACCUAGAGGGUCUCUCAAAGCUUGUUGACUUGGAUCUUUCUCACAAUGAUAUCCAAUGUCUUGAAGAAAAUCUCAAUGCCAAACUGGGUAAUAUAAAGAAACUAAACCUGUCAGCAAACCUACUGAGUAAUGUGGAUGGUCUUGAAAAACUUUUCUCCCUGGAAGAAUUGGACUUGAGCUCAAACAAACUGUCCGAGGUCGCGUCAAUAUUAUUGCUUGGUCAGCUACCAUGUCUUGAGGUACUACUGCUCAUAGGAAACCCGAUGGCUAAAGAAAGCAUGUACCGUGUACGUGUCCUGUCUGCGUUUGAUGAACGCGCAGAGGAGGUCGCCCUUGAUCAUCAGAAAGCAACUCGUCGUGAAAUGAAGAAGGUCAAGGAAAUGUUGACUGAGGAACAGAGCUUUGAGAUCAUAGAUUUACCGCAAUCUAGUGGUUCUAACCAGAGUAAAACCAAGGCGGGACACAAGAAGACGAAAAGUGUGGAUCGAGUAAUCGCACUUGAUGAAAGCUCAGCCAAUGAGUUGACAGACUCCACGUCUGCUGUGGACGACAGUGACCUGCAGUUCAGGUCACGUGUGGAACAGAUUCGUCAGUUGGGUGGAGACACUUGGCUAACAAUGUUGGGCGAGAUCCAAAAUGAAGACAAGACCGACUCAAAGAAUCAAAAGGGAACUACAAAUGAUACGGAACUACAGCAAAGGACAAAAGCCUCCAAGGGUUCUACUGAUCGUCAUGGCGACGGUUACCAUGGAGAUGAGACAGAGGGCAGUCCGUCGAGUGAAGGAGGACGAUCAAUCAAGAGUACUUCAUCUACUUUUAUCGCCAAAGUUGCUGGGGUUGAGCCGGGAGAAACUAGAACAGGACUACCCAGACUGCAUUUCGGGUUUACGUGUGAACUAGAGGAGCUUGUACGUAAUAAACUCGGUACAGAUACUAACACAACUUCUGGUACUUACAUGGUCGAAGUACAAACGAAUAUUGAGGAAUCUUCUACUGCAGGGGAUGAAAAGGUGUUUGAAGAAAGGAUGGUUGGAGUUGAUCUUAGUAAAGGAGUCAUCCUGGAAAUACAGAUUGCGAAUGGAAAAACUUGUGCGAAACACAGACUAGAAGAUGUAAGCAGCGUAGAUAUACUAGAGAUUCAAGACUGUUAUCAUAUCGACAUUCGGGACACUUACUCCAAGGAAUGGCGGCGUCAUCGAACUACAGGCCUACAGAAAGACUAUCGACAAGUUGCUCGAUAUCGCAUGCGCUCCAUGGUGGAUGCCGCUGAGCUUUUUGUACUGCUGUACAAGUUCAUUACCAAAAGCUGUGAAAGUCCUGUUGUCCAGAACCAGCUAUCCAAUACAUCUGCGGGCUCCUCACAAUCUACUCCUUCCUCCAGCAUAUGGGCCAAUCGAUUUGGGCUUCAAGAGGAGGCGUUAGAAAAGUUCUUCAAAGCUUUUUUACGUCGCGGCGUAACCAAGGAACCAAGUACUACCGCUGACCACAGUUACCAUGACGGCAAGGACCGUGUGCGUGGAUCUGGGAUCCAUGGUAUUUAUCAUUCGCUGCAUGCUGAUUUUAUCGACGCGGGAACCCUUAAACAUGAUAGGUCCAGAGUGGAAGAGGAGUCCCCACGCUUGGCAUUGUGGGUUGGCUGUUUACCAUAUUUAUUCCCAGAACACGAAUUACCGGUUUUUCUAGUUUUGACGAAUAUCAAUAUCUUUCUGUUCCAUAUCACCCAGUCUGGCUGCUACGUGAAGGACUUACACCAAAUAUUGCAUUGCUUCUAUAGCAUGCCUAUCUAUGCACUCAAACAUGUCGUCAUUGGACUAUACGAUCAGGGAUUUCGCCUGGAAGUGAGAAACGAUGGCUCGCGAGGAACAUUCACGUUUCUAACGCGAAACUCGGAGAAAACGCGCGUCUUUCUCGAAACACUUCACGAAAUGUUGGGCGAAUCACGCGAGGAUGAGAACUCUCUUCUUCACAGUCGAGUCAGCUUUGAAUCUAAAAGCAGUACCUUGCCGUCGUUUAGCUAUCCGGAUGAACAGAAUUUGUUAAAGUUGAAGGAAAGUUUAUCAGGUGCUGUGAAUGAUGAUUCGGUCAAGGAAGAAGACCUCUUGAUGUACUCCAUCGUCCGUGAGUUCCCCGAGAGUGUCCUAUCUAACCAACAUGAAGAUGGUAUUCUUACUAAGAGACUUCGCAGCUUAAUUGUCAUGAAUUCGAAGAUUUUCCUGUGUGACGAAGAUCACGUGCACUGGCCGCUACCCACGUUUGUGCGUGCUCAACCCUCGACACCUCAAUGGGUUGUAUCACGAUGGCAGGAGAUUAACAAGAUUAUUGGUAUCGAUGUAUUUGAUCUAGAGAAUGCCAGCGAGUUUGUUGGUUCUUUUGGGUUAUCACUGAUAUUUGACGAUGAAGAUUUAGUCAGUGAGGAGGUGGAAAGCAUGGCGUCGACCCAAGCUCGUGGUUCAAUUUGCUGGAAUUUGAUUUUCAGAGCAGUUGACGAGCGAGAACAGCUGUUACGAUCGCUGGCUCAAGUCUGGAAGGACCACUUCGAGGCUGACCUCAACGUGACGCACAGUAAACCAAGGUCCUUACUACUACCACCCCCUGGGGAAGACAUUGCUGAUCUUUCAGGCUUUCAGGAUUCUACAGCUAAAUCAGUUGCUCCCGUGGAGAACCCUGGAGAGGCAAGCUUUAAAAAAUCCCACAGGAGGGUGGGGUCGGAUAAUUUACCCCUUUUCAAGGUUUCAACUCUAGAUUGUCUUGAGUCUUUAAUGGCUCUCGAUAGGAAAACACUGGAUAAAUACUUCAAUAAACUGAUUGCGCAAAAGCCCGAGGGAGGAGACGAGAAGCUCCUACAUGUGUUGUGGACUGGUUGUACGCCAUACUUGUUCCCAGACAAGGAAGUCCAGGUCUGUAUUCUCUUGAGCAAUCUUUUCAUCUACAUUCUGUCUGACAAGGGAGGAAAGGAAUUGAUAAGUAAGAAAAAGACUGUGAAACUUGGCCCUUCUCACAAGGACAGUACAAGAUAUAUUUGUUAUAAUUAUAUCCCUACUGCAAGUUUACAUCAGGUUUGUGUGGGUUUGUUUGAUCAGACGGUUCGCGUUGAAGGAGACAGCAAGGAAGAGACUUUCACCUUCAUAACUCGUGACUUUAACCUGACGAGCGCGUUCUUGGAGUGCCUGAAUGCUGUUCUUUCGUCCAGCAAUUCUGAGUCAGCCUCCUGUAUAUCAAAACAAGACAAAGCUCCUUCUACUAGUAUCUAUGACAGGCAGUUCUCAGACCAGACCGGCGAGAUGUGGCAUAAAUCUGAGUCACUUCUGUUAGAAAAAGGGGUCAAAUUUGUCUACCCAAGUGAUGACUCGCUCGAGAUCCUUAAAGACACAAUAGCUAAAUUUAGCCAGGCGUCUGAUCUCUGUUCGUCGAUAUUUGAUGUCACGAUACUAGUUUACUUGCUGGUGUUUCACGAGACAAAUGCGGGAGUAGAGGAACCUAGAACAUUGAUAAUUAUGGACCAGUCUCUGUGUCUAUGUAUCGAAGACCAUGUCCACUACCCCCUGACUCUCUUCGCCACGGGACUACCCGAUAACCCGCAAUACAAGAUAUGGGACGUGCGGGAUGUGGAAACUUUAUCCCGUAUAGAGUUCACUGAUUUUAACUCGUGUGACUUCACGCUCGUGUUCAGCCCCUCUGCACCGGAGUGUGAUAAAAACAGCGAUGACUUUGAAUCUGCGAGUAUGGGUGAAUUGUGUGUCAUAACACAUUACACGCAUGAGGAGAUCAGUGAAACAACGUGGAAGAUUAUUGCACCGACUUAUGAAGAGAAGGAAAAAUCCUUGAGUCUUAUCUGUAGAUUGUGGUCUGAUAUUAGAGGCGAGGCCUUACCAGUCAUGAAGGGAAGAGAAAAAACCACGUGCUAAACACAUCCAUACAUACGUAAAAUAUGAGAGAACCGAUUGGGGAAGGGUAGGGUGUCCGUUGGCAAGGAAACCAAAAUAAAUAUCGCGAGUGUGGAGCACGGUAACGGUACGAAAUUGGCGACAUUCGAUGAACCAAUCGCAGUGCGCGAGUCAACUGGAUUUUUCUAUCUACAUGGAUUUCUUGGGUUUUCUUACAAGAGAAGAUCUUUGAUAGUAUAUACACCUUACGCUUUUCACAGCUUAGCUACAUAUUUAGAACUUAUCGUUUAACAAAGAAAAUUAGUUUUCCUCUAUGGUAGGAAAUUUGCUUUGCUUUAACAUAUUUAUCAGUCAAACAUCUUUCGUGAUCCAUCGAUAUUUAGAUACAUUGCUAUGUGAUAUUGAGAAAUACAAAAAUAUUUUAAUUGCAAAGAAAUAUAAAUUGAGCUAGUUUUCGAUGAUAUUUCGUAAAUUUUGAUUGGAUCUUUAAAAUAUAGCAUAGAUAACCCCGGCUAUCUUAGAGAGCCUGAUUCUAACCAGAAAUACAACCACAAUCAUGAGCUUGUGUCAUUGCAUGGUAGAACCAUGACUUUUCCUGAAUUCCCUCGAGUUACCACGAAACAAUACUCCCAUUUCAAGCUCGCCUUUGCUCAGUCUUAGCGUCGAUUGUGUACAACUGUGUUUUUUUUCUUCCAUUAAGGUCCAUUGUCUAGUGAAAAUAUAGUACUUACUACGGUCAAGAGAAAAUGAACUAAGAGAAAGAAUCCCUGUGCCCCAUCAUGUGCACACUUUGAUGCUAUUUUUAGAAUCAUUUACGCUAUUUUUAACUCGUUACCAUGCCCGCGCGAUAAUCAUGCUU
Molecule: messenger RNA, 5817 nt
Organism: Actinia tenebrosa (Australian red waratah sea anemone)
Lineage: Eukaryota; Metazoa; Cnidaria; Anthozoa; Actiniaria; Actiniidae
Cellular component (GO): cytoplasm
Molecular function (GO): phosphatidylinositol binding; protein binding
Source: RefSeq, a predicted model, not a curated record